Gossypium raimondii (Peruvian cotton) is the source of this 1267-nucleotide messenger RNA. RefSeq names its product agamous-like MADS-box protein AGL104. Bases 119 to 1048 code for a protein of 309 amino acids. The transcript is spliced from 10 exons. Gene Ontology annotation, molecular function: protein dimerization activity; DNA-binding transcription factor activity, RNA polymerase II-specific; RNA polymerase II cis-regulatory region sequence-specific DNA binding. Lineage: Eukaryota; Viridiplantae; Streptophyta; Magnoliopsida; Malvales; Malvaceae. Gene Ontology annotation, biological process: positive regulation of transcription by RNA polymerase II. The record is from RefSeq and is a predicted model, not a curated record.
UGUCCUUUUUCAAAUACACCAUUUUCAACUUAACCAUAUCCUCCUCAAACGGUGCAGAUUUGUUUGAAAAAGAAAAGGAAGUAAAAGCCAGACCCGGGAAGGGGGGAAUAACUAAGUGAUGGGUAGAGUAAAGCUCCAGAUCAAGAGGAUUGAGAAUACAACAAACAGGCAAGUCACUUUCUCAAAACGGAGAAAUGGGCUUAUCAAGAAAGCUUAUGAACUUUCUGUUCUCUGUGAUGUUGAUGUCGCUCUUAUCAUGUUUUCCCCAUCUGGAAGACUUAGUCUCUUCUCUGGUAAUAAAAGCAUUGAGGAGAUUCUAGGACGGUAUGUCAAUCUCCCAGAGCAUGAGCGAGGAAGGCUGCGUAAUAAGGAGUUCCUAAUAAAGGCACUUGGUAAGCUAAGGGAUGAAGCCGAUCAAACCUCCCAACCAACCAGCCCGGAGUGCAUCAAUCCCCAACUUGAGGAGUUUCAGCAAGAGAUUAUUAGCUGCAAGUCUCGGAUUGCCAAUAUGGAGAAACGAUUAAGAAUAUUUGAAGGCGAUGCUUCCGAAAUCACAACGUUGAUUCAGGCCUACUACCAUGAGCAGAUCCUGGAGGAAACACUGAAACAAGUGCGCUUACACAAGCAAGUUUUAGAGGAAAAAUAUACUUCUCCUGGUCCUCCGCCAACUACAAAGGGAAAACUUCCACCAGAGGCUGGAGAUGUAAAUGGCUUUGUUACAACAAGUUCCAGCAGUAUUUCCAAUCAUUUCUUGAACUUUUUGGAUUCAAAUGGUCUUCUUCCUCCAGGAUGUGCAUCAAUUAUAGAUGAGGCACCAGCUGUAGCUGAAAUCUUACCACCACAAUCCACUGAUCUCCUGAAUGAAGAAGAAAUAAAUGUUGAGGAGCAGUUAAGCCUCGCAAGAGGUUUAGAGAACCACAAUAAUGUACAACGUCCUGAAUUUGGACAAGUUAUUGAUGUCAACCUGUCCCCUUGGACUCAACUCUAUCCAACAGGUAGUAUUUGGGGACCAAACAAACUAGUUCAUGGUUGGGCUUUUGAAGCUUAAUUGUCCUACUUCUCUUACGAACUUAGGGCCCCGGACAAUUCUCCAUAUUGAAGGAUAUGGGGUAAUAUAUAAAAUCUAGAAUUAGAAUGCAGAUUUUGAUAUUUUAUACAUGGAAAUGAAACAAAAAAUAACAAAGAAAUGGAUCAUUGUUAUGUUGUACUUUAUAUACAAUACAAUAAUGUUUUUUAGCAAUAGACAUUAUAUUUAUUAUCUUUCUCA